This is a messenger RNA of Diaporthe citri, 5022 nucleotides long. RefSeq lists its product as uncharacterized. Gene Ontology annotation, molecular function: methyltransferase activity. The record is from RefSeq and is a predicted model, not a curated record. NCBI's taxonomy places the organism in Eukaryota, Fungi, Ascomycota, Sordariomycetes, Diaporthales, Diaporthaceae. Gene Ontology annotation, cellular component: nucleus. Bases 1 to 5022 code for a protein of 1673 amino acids. The transcript has 9 exons.
AUGCUGCGACUCCGCUUCGCAAGGCAUCUUACACAGGCGCGCUAUCAUGUCCUGCCAUCUUUGACCACGCCGUUCAGUGCCCCACGGAAGGGUCGCUGGUUGCAGACUGCCGCAAUACAACAGCCCGGUCGAUUUGACCGACAGCAUGGAGCACCCCAACCGGCGCCGUCCAACGGGCGUCGCCAGAGGCCAAUCCGUGGCAAGCUGAAGCUGGCGCCAACCGACCUGCUUGUACGCAAACUACGGAGACGAGGCGAGCCCCUGACAUGGGAUGCCUGGGAGAAGACGCGCCUGGUCGCCCGCUCGCGAAGUGCACGACAUCCUGUCGUGACCCACCAGCUUGCUCUCAGACAGGAUGAGGCCAUGAUGGAGACAAGUGUCUCGAACUUCCUCCAGGGCCCAGUGGAAUGGGAGACCCGUUUCAAAAGGCUUGCCUACAAGGGUAUCGACCAGACCGACCUGGACCACUGGCUUUGGAUCCUUGAAGCAGAAGACACAGAUGUCAAAGUCGAGAGAUUCAUAUCGACAGAUCGCCAUAAGCCCAUCUUUGUGCUCAUGGCAAUAUUGCGGACAGACGAAUACAUGCGCAAGGGUUCCUCUUUGGUGAACCUGUACGAUUACAUCGCAAGGAACUACUUUCGUUCGGAUCCCAUGUCACGACAGGACAUUCCAAAUGGAGCACUGCGACGUUCCUUAGAUAAUGCCUUCAACAUGAUGCCCACGCAUUUUAUGCUCCUCAUCAAGAGAGCCGUGUACCACUGCUUGAAGACGUGGCCUUCGUCUAUAGUCACCAUCGCCAGGCUGGUGGUCAGCUAUAUGCGGACCAUCCCUGCCAACACAAAGCCCAACAAGACCAAUCGCCGCACUGGCUAUGCAGAUCAGUGCAGAAUAUUUAAUCAUGCAUUAUGCAGCUUUCGGAGAGUCUCAUCUCUGAGCCCAUUGGGCAAUCUACAACACAACUGGAAAGCGCAGAGGAUCUUGCUGGGCUACUCUGCUGGUCUGCGCAGGCCAUUGAUCAUCAGCAAGUGGAGUUACAGGGCCAUCAGGUUCGUGCUGCUCGGGUUGAAGAAGUCGCGAGCAGAAAGGAGAACAGCAGUCCGCCACGUACACACCUGGCCGCCGUACAGGAAACGGCUGGAUGGAACAGAAGAGAGAGAGGACCCCGAGGAGUGGCUCAGCAGAAGUGUCAAGGCCGGAAUCCUCAAGAAACAAGAGGGAUAUACCGAUGAUAUGUUGGAUCAAGCGCUCGACUCUCUAGGCGGAGCCGUACUCCAGGACUCCAUCAUAGUCCAGACCCGUUCGGGGGCGCCGAGGGUUUGGUCUGGUGAUCGCAGGUCUUUGUCGGUCUUCUCGGCCUGGGCUGCCAAGGUGUAUGCGGAGAUGUUCUCAAAGCUCUUCUCGGCGGAGAUCGAUUACACGUCCUCGAUUCUCCCUGGAGCUGCCAAAGAGGUCUACCCCCCGCACCAUGUGAACCUGACAGAGUUUGAACGCGAGCGGCUGCGUCCAUUGUCUGUGGAUGAGCUGUACGAGAGGAUGCUGCGGGAUGGGAAUAGGCCCGUAAAACAUUGCCUCACAUUACUGGUCCGUAAUGCGUCGACGGUGGAGAAAGCUGCGCAUUAUCUUCGCGACAGCCCUCUGGACCAAGAAGCUGUUGAGAGUCUGACGAAAGCGCUGAAUCCCACCUAUGACAGCGUGAAGCAGAUUCCGGCGCUGGCCCGCCGCAACCUCGUCCUCAGGCCCUGGUGCAGCCAGGAAGAAGACAAUGUUGAGGCCCUGAGGAUGAUGUUGUCGCUUUUCGACGCCUACAAGAUGAGCGAGGGCCUGCACCCCAUCCCGUUUGACUGCCUCGCCCGCUGCACCCGCAAUGCCCUCGGAGAGGACGGUACAGCUGCUGGUCCGGCCAAGAACGCCCAGCAGCUAAUUGCGACCGCCCACCAGACACUCAAGUCCACUUUGAGGGCGUUGACGACGCCAGUCCAGGCGCCCACCCAAAGUAUCGCGGACUCGCUGCCGCCACUGUACCAUGAACUCAGCGCGGCGCACAUACAGACGUACCUGGAGAUGCUGGCGAGGCUGGGAGACGUGGACGAGGCGGUGCAGCUCAUCGAGUGGGUUCUGCUGUCUUGGGACCAGAGUCCUGCCAUCCUGGAGCAGGCGAGGGACCCGAACCACAAGCAGUGGGCGAUGCUGGGACAGGCGUUUGUCUGCUUCCGGGCAUUUGCCGAGGAGCGGGUCUCUGGCGAGAUCAUGGGCAGGAUCGAGGCGAGGUUUGAGGAGCUCAAGGGCAAGGGUUCAACCUGGUUGUGGCCGAGUGACGAGGAUGUUGAAGAGCAAUUUAUCAAGCAUCUCAUAUUAGCAUCUCGCGCCAGGAUGGGCUUCCUGGUGACGAGCGAUCCGUACCCAGGAUUGAGCAGCGGGCUUAUGGACCUCGAUGAAGGACCAAUGCAGAGUCACCAGGAUGAUGAAGCUGCUUUCCUAGAAGCAGUAGCAGAGGAGGAUGACUUUGAUGACACAGACUUCGAGAGCGACUUCGACAACGUGCAGCAGCGUCCUCAAACCUCCUCGAGGGGCCUCGUCAUCGAAAUCCCCAGGUCCACUUUGAUUGCUCCUCGCUCGUCCUUCAGAGAAGCUGCAGACUACGCGUCCGUCAGCAGAGAACGUACAGCGGUACGAAGCCUUCUUGAUUCUGACCCAACCCAGCUGGACGAGGACUUCAUUGAGUUCGAGCUAGAUGAUUUCGUGGUGUACAUCGACACUCAGAGGCAUCCUCAGGAGAUGAGGGCCUUGCACACCCAUGCCACCCUAAGCGGCCAACAAAAGUUCUACCUCAAUGGGACGCUCAAGCUUGGCGAUAUCAAGCAUCGAGUAGAGAGGGUGCCAUUCGACGAAAUCCCAUUAGGGAACUACGGAAAAGAUCAUUCGACAGUGGGCGAUCAGCUUUGGAUUCGUUCUGAGCUCAACCGGGGACGGAAUAUCUACUACCAGCUGAAAACCCCGUCUAUCGAAUACGCAAGGUUUCACAGCGUCUUCCUCUGGGUCGCGGAUCUGGCAAAGCAUGCAGUCGACUUUUCAGAGCAUCUCAUAGACCUGGGCCAAGGCGUUUCCAUUCGCCAUUUUGGACAAGACUUCGCCCGAUGGCUGCAGACAGUCCACGGGCGGUCAACGGCAUUCCAGAAGUGGUACGAGGAACGUGGAACCAGUGACUUUCGGCAUUCAAUCAUUGCAAACCAGCUUUUUAUGAGGAAAGAGCUGUUUAAUAUGUUUGGUGGUCGGAAGUGGUCUGGCAUUUACAUCUUCAAGGAGAUUGCAAAUCCCUUUGACACACAGUGGUCUACGAAUAAGCCGGACAAGAAAUGGUACGGUCUUGUGCAAAAUUUCUCCAUGGACAACGCCAAGACAAGGCUCCGCCGGCAGUUUGAUAUUACAUGGCUAUACGACCCUGAAGACACUCCAUGUUGCUCUAUGAGGUACCCUUGGAAGAACGAGUUGUUCCUCAGCGAUCACUGCACCUGUGAGGAGAGGGAAAGAAAGAUCCCGGAGUAUGCGGUUGUUGGAGUUCACACCGUGGAGUGGUUCGGCACACCCCAAACCAAGGCCGAAUUUUUCGUCAGACAAACAUAUCAGGUCGAACAACGCAGAGAGUCUGCUGAUGGCUCAGUGCACCCCCUGAGCUCCACGAACAAGCCAAAGAUCCGUCAGGGUUUUGACCCAAAGCGCCCGAUAAGAAAGCUUCGCGCCCUGGACCUUUUCAGUGGAUGUGGGAACUUCGGCCGUGGGCUUGAAGAUGGUGGUGCCGUUGAAGCGAAGUGGGUAAACGACAUAUGGCCCGCAGCAAUCCAUACCUACAUGGCCAACUCCACAGACCCAGACUCUGUGCGCCCUUUUCUCGGCUCAAUAGACGAACUCAAUCUGCGCUCCUUCGAGGGGAAGUUCACCGAUUCUGUCCCACAACCUGGCGAGGCCAAGAACAGGUCUCUGGUCGCUGCAUUUGCGGCAGCUGUUGACUUCCAUCGACCAAAAUACGGCAUACUCGAGAAUGUGAAGACCAUUGUGCAAAGCAAAGGCAACCGCACCGAGGACUACUUCUCGCAACUUAUCUGCGCUAUCGUCGGAAUGGGCUAUCAAGCGCAGAUCAUCCUCGGUGACGCGUGGUCCCACGGAGCCCCUCAGGGCCGCGUGCGUGCCUUUCUCUACUUCGCGGCGCCUGGGCUUGAGCUGCCACAGCCGCCUGUCCCCUCGCACUCGCACCCUCGCAAGAAGGAGUACGGAUCCUUGGGGAUGAUGACCAACGGAGAACCCUACGUUACGCGAUCAAACAACUCAACGCCUUUUAAAUAUGUCACGGCCCUAGAAGCAACGGCAGAUCUUCCUGAUAUCUACGACGCCAAGACGGAUACAUGCGUGGCAUUCCCCGACCACCGACUCUCAGUAUCGUUGUCCUCUGGGGAUUUGAACGUUGGGGUCAAGGACGGCCGCGGAAAGAAAGGCCGCACCCAAGGUCUCAACAUGCCCACGCGGCCCUUCGCCAUGAACAUUUCCAGGGCUUGGCACCACUCGAUCAAAGACAACCUCAGCGGAGACACGGUGAAAGACAUGUUCGACCACGAGCGAGACGCCUACCCCCGCGACGGCUCUCACCGAACGUCGAAUUUGAGCAAGGGAUGGGGGCGCGUCCAUCCCCACGGGCUGUUCCACACCGUGACCACGAUAUGCCAGUGGACUGACGCGCGGAUUGGCAGGCUGUCGCAUUGGGACCAGCCACGGCCGCUGACCGUGAUGGAGGCCCGCAGGGCGCAGGGCAUCCCGGAUCACGAGGUUUUGCUCGGCACCCCGAAAGACCAGUGGGAAAUGGUCGGCAACGCGGUGGCGAGGCAGAUCGCUAUGGCCCUGGGGCUGGCGCUGCGGAAGGCGUGGGUCGGUACUCUGUACGAGGAGGAGGGACAGGCUGCUGAGAAUGGCUUUGGACCGGCAGAAAUCCCAGCCGCGAAUGGAGACAUCCAUAUGGUGCUGGAUUCGGAUUGA